Solenopsis invicta (red fire ant) is the source of this 3320-nucleotide messenger RNA. RefSeq names its product protein kinase C and casein kinase substrate in neurons protein 2 (gene Synd). Lineage: Eukaryota; Metazoa; Arthropoda; Insecta; Hymenoptera; Formicidae. The transcript is spliced from 10 exons. Gene Ontology annotation, molecular function: protein binding; phospholipid binding. Gene Ontology annotation, cellular component: cytoplasm; plasma membrane; endosome. Bases 363 to 1889 code for a protein of 508 amino acids. Gene Ontology annotation, biological process: plasma membrane tubulation; cytoskeleton organization; regulation of endocytosis. The record is from RefSeq and is a predicted model, not a curated record.
GGUAAUUCACCGUCCGUGGUGCAGCAACAUGAGCGUCUGCGGUACCGUUCGCUGAGAAAACGCGCGACGUGACAAAAUUCCAUUGCCGUGAAAUCGCGUGCGAUCGUACGUGUCAGCGGGUCGGCGCGGCGUUCGCGUGUUCCUCGCGCGUGUGUCAAAACAGUGUCGGUGUGCCUGAUUGCGUUUCGCACACGUGGGAUACGCGGUGCACCUCGACCGCGGGGUUAGUUUUCGCCGGAUUCCACGAAGGAAGGAUAUACCCACCAGCGAACCAGUCGGCGGCCCUCCCCUUCUUCCCCGAUCGGUCGCCGUCGUGCCGAGGAAUUGCUUUCGGUGAAAGGGAUUUCUCGACUUAGGCUAAGAUGUCACAUCACAGCGACGACAACAUGCUGAUAGCAACAUCGGACUCCUUCUGGGAGCCGGGUAACUACAAGCGAACGACGAGAAGGAUCGAGGACGGUCACAAGCUCUGCGACAGUCUGAUAGCCCUAGUCCAGGAACGGGCGGAGAUAGAGAAGAACUACGCCAAGGCGCUCAAAAACUGGUCUAAGAAUUGGAACGACAAGAUCGAGAAGGGACCCGAGUAUGGCACAACCGAGGCGGCGUGGAAGGGCGUCCUAGUAGAGUCCGACAGGCUCUGCGAUCUUCAUCUCAGGGUCAAAGAGAACCUCUGCAACGACAUAGUUCAGCAAGUCAAGACGUGGCAGAAGGAUACGUAUCACAAGUCGAUGAUGACCCUGAAGGAGCGCAAGGAAAUGGAGGACUCGUUUAAGAAGGCACAGAAACCAUGGGCGAAACUUCUGCAGAAGGUCGAGAAGGCGAAGUCGGAGUAUCACAACAGCUGUAAGACCGAGCGGACCGCGACGAACAUGGAGAGGAACGCCUCGGCGGAUAGUUCUCUUUCGCCGGAUCAGAUGACAGAUUGUGGAUGUGGUGCAUGGAGCCUCAGAAUACCAAAAAACCUUAGGAAUAAUAAAAUAGGCGACGUUCAGUUUGUAAAGAAAAUGCAGGACCGAGUGCAAAAAACGAAGGAGGAGGUGCUAAAGGCGAAGGAGAAGUACGAGGCGGCCCUUCAAGAAAUCAAUCAGUACAAUCCAAAGUACAUGGAGGACAUGACGCAGGUGUUCGAGAAGUGCCAGGAGAUGGAGGCGCAGCGACUACAGUUCUUCAAAGAGGUUCUCUUCGGUAUUCACAAGUGUCUGAACGUAUCGCAGGACCCAGUGCUUCCACAAAUAUACGAGGAAUUCUAUCACACGAUAAAUAACGCCGACCACGAAAAAGACCUCAAAUGGUGGUCUAAUAACCACGGCGUCAAUAUGGCUAUGAAUUGGCCGCAGUUCGAAGACUACACAGAGGAGUUCCGCGAGAUCACGAAGGGCUCGAAGUUGAAGGAAGCGCUCCCGGCAGGCUCCAUCACUCUCAUCAAUCAACGCCCAGUCGGCGAGGAUCUGCAUGAACUUCCACCGGUUAAUAAUAAAUCAAAAUCUAAAUCCGCCGGCCGAGUGAUAUCAGUGGACGGAAAUCACGGAGAUAGCAAAACGGACACCAUAAGCUCCAACAAGCAGUCCCCGGAGAAAAACGAGACCGACAACGUCAGCAGGACUCCGACUAUCACUAACGGCACCAACGCCAAACAAGAGUCAAACCCGUUCGAAGAGGAGGAAUGGGACGAGGACGGUGGUGAACCGUUGGUCGACAAUGGGGAACCCGGUGUUCCCGUGCGAGCCUUGUACGAUUACGAGGGAGCCGAAGCGGACGAGCUCAGUUUCAAGCAAGGAGACGUAUUCGAGAAACUGGAAGACGAAGACGAACAAGGAUGGUGUAAAGGAAGGAAGGACGGCAAAGUAGGCCUCUAUCCGGCGAAUUAUGUAGGCUUGGUGUCGCCAUAGAUUAACUAAUGCAAAGCCAAAUCCACAAGUUAGUUACUUAAACGUGUAAUCUCCGCAAAAAACAAAAUUGCGUUUCGUUUUUCUCGCUGUUUGUUUGUGCGAGAUUCGCGGCUGCGUCAGUUUCACGGCGCUCUGUAGGAGAACGUGGCUUGUUGACGAAUGAAUCUGAACGAAGGCCCGAGUUAAAACAUAGUUUCUGAAAUCUGACACAUUUAGGAAAAGCGCAAACUGAUCGUCUGCAUUUACUGAAUUGUAUAAAUGAGAAGUGGCGGUUCCAUUUUGAGAUCUUUCCUCCGCGACUAGCGGGAUUUAAACGAACGGUUUCUCCACACGAAGAUACACCACUCACUCAGAAUGAAAAUUUGUUUUUAGAUAGCUAGGUUAGUUAAAAAUCCUUGACUAGUUAGUCUCUAUAGGUAAACAUGGAUUACACGUGCAUGCCGUGCGUAUAGCGAGUUUAGAAUAUUGAAAUAUUGUAUGUUUUACGACUCAUUGUUGUAACAAAAAAGAAUCUUUUGGUUGAGACACGACGAGAGUUCUAUUUAAUUUAUUGUUAUUGAAAGAAAAAGUACUCUAUUAAAAACUAAUGUCUAUAUAAAUGGUGUCAUUGUACAUAAUAGAUGUAAGAAUCUAGAAAUACGUGAAACUAUUGUCAUUUAACAAAAAUUUAAAGUAUUACAAUAUAUUUGAAGUAUGUCAAACAGCACGUCUUUAAAUUGUCAUAAAUUUAAUAUAAAAAGAAAUUCGGGACCCAGAAAUCAAUAAUCGUUCCAUUUGUUAAUUAAAUCUUAUAGUCGAGAUAAUAAUUUGAUGAAAAAUAUGAAUUAUCAAUAUGUUGUAGAAUAAUGUAGAAGAAAAAUCUAAAGUAUAUUUCAUCUAAAGUAUAUUUUCAUCCGAGUAUAUACAUAUAUAUAUAUAUAUAUAUAUACAUACAUAUAUAAACUUGUUUUGAUAUAAAUCCGAUAUAAGAGAAUCGUUUUUGAAAAAAAAUUUUUCUAUUUGAUUGCUUAUUUUUGUUUCAAAAGAUCCUCAUAUAUUUCGGAAUUCAUUAUAAUCGAAAAAAAUAAAGAUAUCUCGUAUUAUAAUCGUUAUUUUUUAAUUAGUAUAAUAUCUUAUAAUACCAAAUAUACCACACAUGUAUUGAACGAAAUGAAUUUUGCCUGAAACCAAGUGUAUGAAAUUUUAGAGUUGGUAUGAAUUGUGUAAAAAAAAAAAACAUUAAUAUGUAGCUAACAUGUUUAUUUUCAAGGAAUUUUUUUCGUAAAAAAAUCUCUGAGUUAUCUAAUGUUAGCUGCAAAGUCAUAAGGAGGUUCGAUUUAUGAUUAUUGAUAUAGAUAUUGAAAAGAAACAAAGUAUUCGUUACGAAUACAUUGUGUCUAUGUACACAGUAUUUAUGUAAAUAUCAUAUAGAAUAUAUAGUAAAAUUAUAAA